Molecule: messenger RNA, 1002 nt
Organism: Pyrus x bretschneideri (Chinese white pear)
Lineage: Eukaryota; Viridiplantae; Streptophyta; Magnoliopsida; Rosales; Rosaceae
Product: trafficking protein particle complex subunit 5
Exons: 8
Coding region: 90-674 (194 amino acids)
Biological process (GO): endoplasmic reticulum to Golgi vesicle-mediated transport
Cellular component (GO): TRAPPII protein complex; TRAPPI protein complex; TRAPPIII protein complex
Source: RefSeq, a predicted model, not a curated record
GUGCUUCCGAAAAUCCGAUCCGCAACACCACCAACUCUGCUUCUUUGAAUUUCUUCAAAUCCAGAAGAAAAAAGAAGAGUUGGGGAAGAAUGAUUGGAGCAGGGAAGAUCAAGCAGUACUCCAAUGUCCUCGACAAGCCCCUCAGCAAGGGCAAACAAGAGGUCAGUUUGAGUGCGUUUGCGUUCUUGUUUUCGGAGCUUGUGCAGUACAACCAGACGCAGGUUGACAACAUAGCUGAGCUAGAACGAAGGCUGGAGGAUGCAGGAUAUGCUGUUGGGGCUCGAGUUCUGGAGCUUCUUUGCCAUCGGGAAAAGGGAAACAGAAGGGAAACGCGGUUGUUGGGAAUCCUGUCUUUUGUGCAUAGCACUGUUUGGAAGGUGUUAUUUGGAAAGGUAGCUGAUUCCCUUGAGAAAGGCACUGAACAUGAAGAUGAGUACAUGAUUAGUGAGAAGGAGCUCCUUGUGAACCGAUUUAUUUCGAUUCCAAAAGACAUGGGAACCUUUAAUUGUGGAGCAUUUGUUGCCGGAAUUGUAAGGGGUGUUUUGGACGGUGCUGGUUUUCCAGCUGUGGUAACAGCUCAUUUUGUACCAGUGGAGGGACAGCAACGACCUCGAACAACCAUCUUGAUAAAAUUUGCUGAAGAGGUACUACGAAGAGAAGCAAGGUUAGGUUGAUGUUCGUGGCACGGUCAUCUCAUUGUUAGUUUUCCUAGCGCUUCUCCGUAAUCCAAUGAAGAAGGCGGGGACUUACAGAUGGAUUGUCGAGCUAAUGAAAUUCGCACCUCUAAACUUGCGGGAAUUCGAAGUCCCACAUUGGUUAAUUCACUGUGUAAGCUAUGGCACAAUGAUGAUUUGAAAGUAGCUACAAUUUGUAAGUGUGGUUUUAUCUAGACGAGGAGAGAAGUAGAAAAAAUGAACAACACUUAAUUACUGCAAAUUAUGUUGUUUAUAGAAACUCGAAAGAACGACAGGCUUGUGCUUAAAAGAAGCCUCAUUUUAUCCC